GCCCUCACACCUGUGGAAAUGGAGGGAGAGUGUGAGGGAGCUGCAAUGGUUCUCAUUACCAGAGAGGCCUGAGAAAUCCUCUUGGGAAGGAAAGGGGGUUAUGGCUGAAAUGUGUGUGUGUUGGGGAGACAUUGUGACUAAAUAACAAUCCCUGUUGAAUUAAACUUUCCCCAGAGCUGACUGUCAAGGAGACAAAAGAAUGGAGGUCCCUGUCCCGCAGAGCUUACACUCUAAGUAGAAUUAGAGGGACUGCUGACUUAACUGCCCUUAUUUACAGAGGGUAUUGAUUGGGGGACACAUAUUGGGGGGUUCAGAUGUCUGAAUGCCUCACAGGAACAGGAAGUUGCAUCACCUUGAACCGUUAAACUGGCGCCGGAGCUGUGAGGAGACCACAGAGUCUGGUUACUGGGCAAUUCGAAACCCCGAUAUCCCAGCGUUGCACGAGGGAAGGGUCUGAGCGAGACGGCAUGAGGCUGAGAAUGAAGCGCUUGUGUCGGGCGACUGGCAGCAGGAGGAGCGCCACCGAGCCAUUAGCAAUGACAAGGAAGAGGAAACUUCAGAGGCAGCAAAGUAGAACUAAAUGCCUGCGUCCCCUCACCUUCCUAGGUUUACCCCCGGAAAUGCUGGACCGUAUUAUUUCCUUUCUGCCUGUCCGGGAUGUGGUGGCCCUUGGGGAGACAUGCCGCUUUCUGAACAACAUCUGCAACAGCCAACCCACCUGGAAGAGAAUCUGUCAGCGGAUGAAUCCCAGAGUGAAAACGGCCAACUGGAGGAAAGCAGCCAUACUGAAUUACACCAAGGCAAUCUACUCGCAGCCUUUUAGAGGACAAUGGCAUGUGCUGACCUGUCCUGUUGGUCUGUCCGUGGCCAAUGGAUUCCAGCGCAUCCUGCCCACUAGAGACCACAUGUUUGUGCUGGACUAUGAUGGCACCCUCUUCCUUCUCCACAUUGACAUGGCAUUUUAUAAUCACGGUGUUGUGCGGUGGAAAGCAGUCUCACACUACACAGUUCUGGCUCACAAAGUCAAGGAUUUUUGUGGUGACCCCAAAAGUGUCAGCGUCUCCUUCAAGUAUUUGUAUGUGUUGAUGUCCCAAACAGAAGGUGCACAGGAACAACUCCUGGAGGGACAAGUGGCCCCAAGCCCAGCACCCUGUGACUGUGUGGAACUCUACCGGCAGUCGGAUGGACAGAGGGUCUUUAAGCUUCAGUUUCACCCUUCCAUGGUAUUUAAACAGAUCGCACUGCUCGGAGAGGAGACCCAAAGAAUUUUACUUCUGCUAACAGAAAAGGGCCAAGUUUACAGCCUGAUGCUCAACGAGACUCAAGUGGGGCAGUCACAGUCCUACAAUAUCCAAAUGGUGAUGCGCAAGGUGUCCCAGUGCCUGACCAAUCAUGUCAUCUCCUACCUGUGUGCCGGCCACAACACUGUCAUGUACAUCACAGAUCUGGGAACUCUCUAUUAUGAGAUCCACUCUCAUGGGGUUUAUAGAAACUUAUUUGGGACUCUUCAACCCUUUGGCUCCUUUGACACAGAGAUGCCCAUCGCCAUUCCACUAUCCUGCAAGGUAGUUCUGUGCUCCAUAUCAAAGAAUCACUUGGCACUGGCUGAUGAGCACGGGAGAAUCUUUACUCAAGGAAACAACCGGUACGGACAGCUGGGCACUGGAGACAGAACGGACAGAGGGCAACCCAGCCAGGUGGCCCAGAUGAAGUGGCCAGUGCAGAUCUGGUGUGGGCUCAAUCACACGCUGAUACUGAUCCAGGAGCGAGACACGAGGAAGGAAAUUUUUGGCUGUGGAUGUGGAGCUGGUGGGCGUCUCCCCGGGUGGGCUAGAGGAAGCCCAGUGUUUGUGAAGCUGCAUGUGCAGGUUCCUCUCUGCACCCGCUACAUCUGUUCCACUCGGGAAUGUCUCUACAUGGUGUGUGGCUACGACACAGAGGAAGGGACCUUAUACCGGCAUCUCCCUGAUGGGCACGAGGGCCCCCCCGGCACCCACACAGGGGCCGAGGAGACUGGCAAAACCUACCAGAACUACAUGAGCCAACUGCUGAAAUGUUCCAGCCCCCGGGAGCAUGUGGCAAAGGCCAAGGAGAUUGUGGCUCAGAUGCCCCUCCAGGGGCAACAGAAGGAUUUCCUGUGGGAGGCUCUGAAUGUUAUCCUGCGGGCUAGUGACAGCUGAGAGACACUGGCCACCCAUCAUGCACCUUAUAAAGAGCACAGAGCUGACAAUCUAACCGCUACACAAAAUAAAUUCAGCAGAAACAA
Xenopus laevis (African clawed frog) is the source of this 2266-nucleotide messenger RNA. It is a transcript of the gene fbxo24.L, whose product is annotated as F-box protein 24 L homeolog. NCBI's taxonomy places the organism in Eukaryota, Metazoa, Chordata, Amphibia, Anura, Pipidae. The transcript is spliced from 10 exons. The record is from RefSeq and is a predicted model, not a curated record. Bases 468 to 2180 code for a protein of 570 amino acids.